AUGCUGGGCCACCUCACCCUUCUGGUGUUCCUGGCACUGCUGGCCCCGAUGCAGGGCGCUGCCGUCACCCUCACUGCAUCCCCACACCGAGCCCUGCAGGGACGCUGGACCCCCACUGCCCCACCUGCCCUCCCCAAAGUGGGUGAGUGCCCGGCGAGGGUGAGCAGGGCCCCUUGGCCCCCCAGGCUGUACUGCCUCUCCGACCACGGCUGCCCUGGUGCUGAGAAGUGCUGCCAGAUCGGGAAGGUCUGGACCUGCCUCCUGCCCACCACAGAGAGCCCGGGAUACUGCCCCCGUGCUGGCAGUGCCAUCGGGCCGAGCUGUGGGUCAAGAUGUCACAACGACACCACAUGCCACUUGGGGGAGAAGUGCUGCACCCGCGGCUGCUGCACCCGCUGCAUGCUUGCUGAGCCAGCCAAACCUGGGCUGUGCCCUCGGAAGCGUGCCCAGAGGAGAACUGCCGCCUGCCCCAACCACUGCACCGAUGACCGGGACUGCCCUGGGGAACACAAGUGCUGCUUCUCUGGCUGUGGGUUGGCCUGCACCCCUCCAGACACAGGGAGCCGCCGUGCUGCAGCGAAGCCUGGUGUGUGCCCCGUGGUGCUGCGGGGAUCCUUGGGGCCCUGCCUGGAGCUGUGUGACACCGACAGUGACUGCACUGGGGACAACAAGUGCUGCACCACCGGCUGUGGCCACAUCUGCAAACCACCCAUGAACGGUACAGUGUAGUCAUGGCCAGGAAGGGCUGCAGCAGGAGCUACGAUUUCAGGGUCAUCCCCCACUCCACUGCCAUUGCACCCAUGGGCUGAGCAGAGGUGCUGCUGUGCCCCACACCUCUCCCUGUGCUGGACCCUCUGCACUGGCAGGAUGGCACCAGCACUGGCUCCAAUGCUUCUGGUCAGGGUCCCUGGCACCCCCAGCUGUGACAUUAAAGGCUGCAUGCUGCCUGCACUAUCCCAUGGCCAGGAUUCCUAUCAACCCCACCUGAGGCAAAACCCUGCAUCCACAGCCGUGAGACAGAAUAAACCAUCCACAGCCACCUCUG
Messenger RNA from Prinia subflava (tawny-flanked prinia), 1045 nucleotides. RefSeq names its product perlwapin-like. The record is from RefSeq and is a predicted model, not a curated record. Gene Ontology annotation, cellular component: extracellular region. NCBI's taxonomy places the organism in Eukaryota, Metazoa, Chordata, Aves, Passeriformes, Cisticolidae. Gene Ontology annotation, molecular function: serine-type endopeptidase inhibitor activity. The transcript has 5 exons. Bases 1 to 729 code for a protein of 242 amino acids.